CAUCAUGGGUAACCUGCCGGAGGCUCGAGUAACGGAAUCCCGACCAUUCGCAAACGUCGGUGUCGACUAUUGUGGUCCAUUUCAUAUUAAGGAGAAACGAGAUCGUAACCACCGCCAGGUCAAGGUAUACGUGGCCAUCUUCGUAUGCCUAGCAGUUAAGGCGGUGCACAUCGAACUCGUCGGCGAUCUCACGAGCGAAGCCUUCAUCGCCGCUUUUCGUCGAUUCAUCGCACGGCGAGGGUUUUGUUCGACGAUCCACUCCGACAAUGGCACAAACUUCAUCGGCGUCAACAACGAGCUAAGGGAGCUCCACGAGCUACUAAAAUCGGAUGACCACAACGAGAAGGUCACGACAUUCCUGGCCGACAAGCAAAUCGAAUGGCGCUUCAUACCCCCUCAUUCUCCGCAUUUCGGUGGGUUAUGGGAGGCAGCAGUGAAGUCAUUCAAGCAUCACUUUCGAAGCGUCGUUGGAAAUGAACUGCUUACCUUCGAACAAUUCAACACUCUGAUCAUCGAAAUAGAAGCAGUCCUCAACUCCCGACCAUUAACACCCAUAUCCACUGAUUCCAAUGAUCUUCUCGUCCUCACUCCGGGCCAUUUUCUCAUUGGCGAGUCAUUAAUGAGUUUGCGUGGGCGAGAUUUCAGAAACACUCAAUCCAACCAACUCUCCAGAUGGCAACACAUACAAAAAAUUAAGCAACAUUUCUGGAAACGUAGGCACAAGGAGUAUCUCAAUGAAAUGAUCAAUCGCAACAAAUGGACCAAGGGUGGACACCACAUACAAGAAGGCACAAUCGUCCUCAGAGAAGACAACGUACCCCCUAUGCAAUGGCCCUUGGGCCGUGUAAUCAAGGUCCACCCCGGAGCUGACGGCAUCAUACGCACCGCCACUGUGAAGACAUCAUCGAACCUCCUGGACCGCGGCGUCAAACGGCUGGUCCCCCUGCCAUGUCAAGCCGCCCCAGACGAGUCCGGACAAUCACAAAUAGCGAAGGAGGGGGAUAGCACACCCACCUAA
Molecule: messenger RNA, 1018 nt
Organism: Bombus pyrosoma
Lineage: Eukaryota; Metazoa; Arthropoda; Insecta; Hymenoptera; Apidae
Exons: 1
Coding region: 5-1018 (337 amino acids)
Biological process (GO): DNA integration
Molecular function (GO): nucleic acid binding
Source: RefSeq, a predicted model, not a curated record